Messenger RNA from Bombyx mandarina (wild silkworm), 1898 nucleotides. RefSeq lists its product as uncharacterized. The record is from RefSeq and is a predicted model, not a curated record. NCBI's taxonomy places the organism in Eukaryota, Metazoa, Arthropoda, Insecta, Lepidoptera, Bombycidae. Gene Ontology annotation, molecular function: protein binding. Gene Ontology annotation, cellular component: ciliary basal body; centriole. Gene Ontology annotation, biological process: cilium assembly.
UUUAAUUUGAAAUUUGAAUUUUAAAAAAACAGUAGGACAAAGUUAUAUUAUUUUUGAGGCGAACUUGAACCUGAAAAAUAACAGUAAAUAAUAUAGGGGAAUUAACAAUACUUGUUAUGCUGUUAAGCUUUGACUUAAUGUAUAAAUCCUAAAUACUGUACCUGUUCGUUAUGAUGGAAGAUAAAGUGACAACACCUGAACCUUGCCUGAAAAAGCAACUCAAAGGCCACAAAAACGCGAUAACUGCUUUAUAUUACAACCCAAACGAUCAACAAAUUGCCACUAGUUCAUUGGACAACAGUGUUUUACUUUGGGAUCUACGUGGUACAAUGCGUAGUUAUAGGUUUCAAGGACAUGAUGAGGCGGUCAUGGAUGUGACAUUCUCUUCUUCUGGGAAGUACAUGGCAUCUGCGUCUCGUGAUAAAACAGUCAGAAUCUGGGUACCGACUGUUACUGGGAGCACGGGCAUGUUCAAAGCACAUUCGCAGACUGUGCGCUCAGUGCAAUUUAGUUCAGAUGGCUCGAAGAUAAUAACUGCAUCUGAUGACAAAGUUGUGAAACUGUGGUCAACCCACAAACACAAGUUCAUAUCAUCUUUUGUGGGUCAUACAAACUGGGUGAGAUGCGCCCGAAUGUCAAAUGAUGGGUCUAUCAUAGCAUCAUGUUCUGAUGAUAAGUCCACAAAACUCUGGAAUCUAGAUUCAGGAGAAUGUAUCCAUACAUAUAAAGACCUUAAAGGUCACGGACUACACCUGGCUUGGCAUCCUUCAGGAUGUUAUGUGGCUGUUGCUACGUCACAUGGAAAUGUUAAAUUAUAUGAUAUUCGUACUCAUAAUCUUGUACAAUACUACAGUAUACACAAUGAAGCUGUCACACAAGUGGCAAUACAUCCAAGUGGUAGUUACAUACUAACAGCUAGUAAAGAUGGCAAAAUGAAGAUACUUGAUUUAUUAGAAGGUCAUCCUAUAUUCACAUUAAGCGGCCACAAUGGACCUGUAAAUGCUGUAAAUUUCUCACCAACUGGAGACACUUUUUCUUCAGCUGGAGAUGACAAAUUGGUCUUUAUAUGGAAAACGAAUUUUACUGAUUUAUCAAGUGAAUCUAAAGAGAAUGAAGGACAGAAUAUGAUCACUGGACAGAGGUCUGCUUCACAGAUAUCAAAAGGGAGUUCAGUGAUGAGAAACAGAAAACAGGGUGUAAGAGAAUGGUACCUAUGCCACCACAGCAUGAAGUAUCCUGUGACUACAUUUGUUCAUUUUGAUAAUGAUGGACCCGAUACUGCUGUUGGACCAAGUUUUCAAGAACCAAAUGCAAACAGUACAAUGAUUGAACCAGAUGGUAAUAUUAGUGUCAUAAGACAUGAAUCUAGAUUAAAUCAAACAUUACCUGAGAAUUUUGCACCAGAUUUGGGACCAGAUCUGCCAGUUCAUUCACAGAGUCGGACAGAAGAAUUAGUUUCUUAUAGUGUUGGUCACACAAGUCAUAUACCGCGUACUCCCCCUAGCCCUGCUACCUACAGCAUACCUUCCAUUAUAAACAGGUCUAUAGGUAUUCAAAUAGAACAAGAGGACUUAUUUGGUAUGAUAAAACUUAGGGAUAAUGAUGUGUGCUACACAAGUGGAACUAUUGAAUGGGUUGGUAGAAAAAGAAGUUUCCCUAUCAACAGUGGAUUUAAAAUUAUAAAAGAGCCUGGCCAACCUGGACCUCAACUAAAAAGGAUGAAAAAAUUUAAUAAAUCUUUGAGUUUUGGUGUAGACAAAUUAAAAGAGUGUGAUUGUGCUGAUGUCUUACCUACUGUAAAUGCAAUUGUAGAUCAUUUGAAUGCAUUGCAUGAAGCUGUAGACCUUAUAGACUUACGUUUAAGCUCUGUUGAGGAUAGAAUUGUCAAAAAUAAUUAG